AACCAGGUGCUAUGCGUCAUCCGCCAUAUCGUUGGAAUUUGUGAAAGUGCGCAUUGUUUGCUUUUAAGAAAUAAACUAAAGAUUUUAAUUAUUUGAUAUUGUAAGUGAAUUAUAUGUGUAAAUAACAAUGAGUGAGUGGUACAGAAUGAAGACGGGUUAUAACAACAACCAUAAUUCUUCGGAGUUAUCAGUGGAAACAUCUUGUGAAAUGUCGGAUUCAUAUAACUCAUUUUCUGAAAAUUUGAGUCCAAUACCGGCAUCUAAAGUGCCCAGGAGAUUGGAUUUUAACUUGGAUGAUGAUGUUAUACGAGAUGAACCGUCUGCUCCGGAAUCACCCAACCUGCCUUAUAGAAGGGUUAGAGCUUUGAGAUUAUUUGACACACCCCACACACCAAAGGCUUUGCUGGAAAAGUGUUCAACACCAACCCACCGUCCACUGAGAUCUAAGCUAUUCCCACCGAAACUAUGUGUCCCUACAGGUGUACCAUCAGGUUCCAGUCACCACCUGCACCCGCCGUCUGGAGACGACGACAGCGCGCUCGGAAGCCUACUCCCUGAAGACCUGGAUGACUCUAGAGUCAGGAGACCAAUUGUUAAUAUCAACCCAUUUACACCUGAAGGUCAAGCAAUGAACCAGAAUAACCGAGGCCAGUCUAAAACACCAACAUGGGGACAGUCGCCUGAACUGCCGCCGGCGAAGAGAAUGAGAGAUUCAAACAUCCCUCGCUACAGUGUUGAGUUUGUGGAACAAGAGGUGAUAGGUCGUGGCUCGUUCGGUGAAGUGAGCCGUUGCGUUAACAAGCUUGAUGGCUGUGUGUACGCACUAAAGCGCUCGCUGCGCCCCGUAGCGGGCUCCGCUGCUGAACGGAAUGCUCUCACCGAGGUGUAUGCACAUGCAGUACUUGGGAUGCAUCCCCAUGUUGUGAGAUAUUACUCAGCGUGGGCGGAGGACGGGCACAUGAUAAUCCAGAACGAGUACUGCGACGGUGGGUCUCUGCAGCAGAUGAUGGAAGCAGGUCCACUGCCGGAGCCCGAACUGCUGCUUCUACUUGCACAUAUUGCUGAGGGAUUGGCAUACAUCCACUCGCGUCAGCUGGUGCACAUGGACGUGAAGCCGGGGAACAUCUUCGUGUGUCGCGCCGAGCAGUUCACAGCACCGGACUCUGAUGAUGGUUACGAUGAUGACGACACGCCGCAGCAUCCACAGCAUAUAUAUAAACUUGGUGACCUGGGUCAUGUGACGUGCGUGUCCUCGCCGCUGGUGGAAGAGGGUGACUGCCGCUACCUGCCCAAGGAGGUGCUGCAGGAGGACUUCACACAUCUCACCAAAGCUGACAUCUUUGCGUUUGGUCUGACACUAUUCGAGGCCGGGGGCGGCGGGCCGCUGCCUAAGAACGGCCAGCAGUGGCAUGACUACAGGGACGGCAAGCUGCCUCAUCUGCCCAAUCUCUCCAAGGAGUUUAAUGAACUGUUAAAAAAAAUGGUGGACCCGGAGCCGAUGUUGCGGCCGUCAGCAGCGCGACUGCGGCGACACGCGCUGCUGCAUCCCGCCGGCAACAAGAGCAAGGCGCAGCUGCGUCGCGAGCUCGCCGCCGCAAGGCAAAAGAACGACCUGCUCACGCGCAGGCUGCAGGAGGCCGCCAGAUGUAUAAAAUCAUUAACACCAGUUGUAACGAAUCAAGAAUCAGCAAAGUUCAGAACGAGGUCCGCGAAACGUCUGCACUCGCCGCGCUUUGACUCGCAAAUUGUUGAAAUUAUCAAAUCUGUUACAUCUCCCAUCAGGAUAGACAGACGGACAGACAAACGGGAAAACUGAUGUUCAACAUAUUCAAGAGAAUUAAAAUAACAAAAUCGAGUUUCUGAAAAUCGAAACACGGAGCAGGUCAAGUAUUCACAUUAAAUAUACAAAAAUACAAAAUAUUUAUAUAAAUAAAUAUAUAUAUUGAAAACAGAUAUAUCCGUGACAUUGCUGGACCAAUUUACGUGUAUUUUUAUUGACGAGGUGGUCCUAAUAUACUAUGAUAUACAUAAAAUAACUUCUUAAACAAAACUGACUCCCUACAAAAAUGAACAAUAAUAAUUAACAUAUAACUACUACUGAACUUACGAUAAUUAAAAUGGUUUAAUUUAACAUGAACUUUGAUUAUUUAAUGACAGGACCUGUCAAAAGCACACAUUCCUUUAUAUAGAAUAAAAGGAACAAUGAGUUCUCAAUUUGUUUUGUGUCUAAAUUUUCUAUAUUUCUUUAUCUCCCGCGAAUAUCAGAAUUUAAUAUGCUGGCUCUUAGACUAGCAUGUUCUAUAGUCAAAGAGCUUUAAUGUUGGGUUUGAUAACAAUCAGUUUGAAGCACAAUUGUGACUUGUAACUAAAAAGGGUAGACAGAGAGUAAACUUUCAUUGAAAUUAUCAAAUGUGACCACUCAAUUUUUUCUGUAUGAAGUCAAAUAGAACUAGUACCCAGUAACUUGAACCCUCAGUCCUGUGACGUCAUACUGACUAGUACAGCGCACAAAAUAAUUGUGAAAUUAACUAACAAGACUAAGUGAAGUCACUAUUUGUGAAUGAUUGUGAACAUGGUUACUUUGUAAUCUGUCUAUAUAAAUGAUAUUUAGAGCAAAUUUAAUUAAUCUAUUA
Messenger RNA from Papilio xuthus (Asian swallowtail), 2633 nucleotides. Its product is annotated as wee1-like protein kinase 2. Gene Ontology annotation, biological process: mitotic cell cycle; protein phosphorylation. The record is from RefSeq and is a predicted model, not a curated record. Lineage: Eukaryota; Metazoa; Arthropoda; Insecta; Lepidoptera; Papilionidae. Gene Ontology annotation, cellular component: nucleus; cytoplasm. Bases 128 to 1816 code for a protein of 562 amino acids. Gene Ontology annotation, molecular function: magnesium ion binding; non-membrane spanning protein tyrosine kinase activity; ATP binding. The transcript has 12 exons.